Molecule: messenger RNA, 9061 nt
Organism: Gopherus evgoodei (Goodes thornscrub tortoise)
Lineage: Eukaryota; Metazoa; Chordata; Testudines; Testudinidae
Gene: GAPVD1
Product: GTPase activating protein and VPS9 domains 1
Exons: 27
Coding region: 267-4940 (1557 amino acids)
Biological process (GO): vesicle-mediated transport; regulation of GTPase activity
Cellular component (GO): endocytic vesicle; cytosol
Molecular function (GO): small GTPase binding; guanyl-nucleotide exchange factor activity
Source: RefSeq, a predicted model, not a curated record
UUUAGUUUAGUACGCUUGGCAGGCCCAGCAUCUACCACCCCAUGCAAUACAACAAUGCAAAGCAUUACAAUCAGAAAUACAGUUUUUAGACAGCCUGACUGCCCUGCCUACCCGUGCCUGUGGGCUAAGGCAACGUGGGGUUUUGUGUCAGGCCUGACAAUCCGUUUCUGAUCUGGUAGCGGCUGUCUGCUAUUUCUAAUCCCAUUUCUCCCAAAGGCAGACCUAGAUUUUCUUCCUUUUCUCUCGCCUCCUCUUUCCAUGGCCGGAUGCCCGCCCAUCUCUCUCCUCCUGGAACUACAUCUCCCAGAAGGCCUGGCGCCCAGGCCGCAUGCGCAGUGACGGGCCUGUUCGUUCUCGCUGAGGGAGAAAGACGCAGGCAGCCGCGGGGUCUUGGCGGAGCGGCGGCAGCUGGAGACGGAGAGCGACGGCGCCACAUGCACAGUGAGUACAGUGUAGUCCUCUCACCCUCAAAGAUGGUGAAGCUGGAUAUUCACACUCUGGCUCAUCACCUCAAGCAGGAACGGCUCUAUGUAAACUCAGAAAAGCAACUUAUUCAGAGAUUAAAUACAGAUGUAUUGAAGACAGCUGAGAAACUGUACCACACAGCGUGGAUUUCCAAGCAGCAAAGGAUUAACUUGGACAGACUUAUCAUAACAAGUGCUGAAGCUUCUCCUGCUGAAUGCUGCCAGCAUGCCAAAGUCUUGGAGGACACACAGUUUGUUGAUGGGUACAAGCAGUUGGGAUUUCAAGAGACUGCUUAUGGAGAAUUCCUCAACAGGUUGAGAGAGAACCCUAGGCUUAUUGCUUCCUCUCUGGUUGCUGGAGAGAAACUCAACCAGGACAACACACAAAGUGUUAUUUACACAGUCUUUACCUCCAUCUAUGGGAAUUGCAUCAUGCAGGAAGAUGAGAGCUACCUCCUUCAAGUUUUGCGUUACUUGAUAGAAUUUGAACUGAAGGAAAGCGACAAUCCCAGACGGCUUUUGAGGAGAGGCACGUGUGCAUUCAGCAUUUUAUUCAAACUUUUUUCUGAAGGACUCUUUUCUGCGAAACUCUUCCUCACUGCAACAUUGCAUGAGCCAAUCAUGCAGCUGCUGGUGGAAGAUGAAGACCACCUAGAAACAGAUGCAAGCAAAUUGAUUGAGAGGUUCUCUUCCGCACAACAGGAAAAACUCUUUGGGGAGAAAGGCACAGAAAGAUUCAAACAAAAAGUCCAAGAAAUGGUGGAUUCCAAUGAGGCUAAGUUAGUGGCUUUGGUGAACAAGUUCAUUGGUUAUCUCAAGCAGAACACAUACUGCUUUCCGCAUAGCUUGAGAUGGAUUUUAUCACAAAUGUACAAAACACUCUCCUGUGUAGACCGGCUGGAGGUUGGGGAGGUGCGAGCAAUGUGCACGGAUCUUCUGCUUGCAUGUUUCAUUUGUCCUGCAGUUGUCAACCCAGAGCAGUAUGGAAUAAUUUCGGAUGCCCCAAUAAAUGAGGUGGCAAGAUUUAAUCUGAUGCAGGUCGGGAGACUUUUGCAGCAGUUGGCAAUGACAGGUUCUGAAGAGGGAGAUCCGCACAUGAAGAGCAACCUUGGCAAAUUCGACAAAAGCUGUGUUGCUGCUUUCCUGGAUGUUGUUAUUAGUGGGCGUGCUGUGGAAACCCCUCCGAUGUCCUCAGUUAACCUUCUAGAAGGGUUGAGUAGGACUGUGGUUUAUAUGACAUACAGCCAACUUAUUAAUCUGGUUGGUUUUAUGCGAAAUGUAAUGUCAAGUGAUCAGCUGAAGGAAGAUCGGAUGGCUCUGGAAAACUUGUUGGCAAACUUACCCCAGAACAGACACGGGAAAAGUAGCAGCCUUGAAAUGACUCCUUACAAUACCCCACAACUCUCCCCUGCAACUACCCCAGCCAACAAAAAAAAUCGACUGCCUAUAGGACAACAGUUGGCAGCCAUUACUGCCUGGGAUACUUCUACCACCAAUCUCUCAGCUCACAUUAAUCUAGUAACCCCAUUUGCUACCCGUAGCAGAAAUAGAUCAAAUAUUCCAAUGGACCAGCAUGGAGACCAUGAGGGAUCCUCCCAGGAGUCUAUACAGGAAGUUCAGCCAGAAGAAGUGCUGGUUAUUUCUUUGGGAACAGGUCCGCAGCUUACUCCGGGGAUGAUGUCAGAAAAUGAGGUCUUAAACAUGCAGCUUGCCGAUGGAGGACAAGGAGAUGUCCCUGUUGAUGAAACCAAACUCCACGGUAAACCUGAUAAAACCUUGCGCUUUUCCCUCUGCAGUGAUAAUCUGGAAGGAAUAUCUGAAGGUCCUUCAAAUCGCUCCAAUUCUGUGUCCUCUUUGGAUUUAGAAGGAGAGUCUGUGUCAGAGCUUGGUGCAGGGCCUUCUGGGAGCAAUGGUGUUGAAGCCCUGCAGCUGUUAGAACAUGAACAAGCUACGACUCAGGAUAAUCUUGAUGACAAGCUCCGUAAAUUUGAAAUUCGUGAUAUGAUGGGAUUGACUGAUGACAGGGACAUAUCAGAAACUGUGAGCGAGACCUGGAGCACAGAUGUCUUGGGCAGUGACUUUGAUCCAAAUAUUGACGAAGACCGGUUGCAAGAAAUUGCAGGUACAGCUGCAGAGAACAUGCUUGGCAGCUUGCUAUGUUUACCAGGUUCAGGAUCUGUGCUGCUUGACCCUUGCACAGGGUCAACCAUAUCAGAAACCACCAGUGAAGCGUGGAGUGUGGAGGUAUUGCCAAGUGAUUCAGAGGCCCCAGACCUAAAGCAGGAGGAAAGACUGCAGGAGCUGGAAAGCUGUUCUGGGCUAGGCAGCACCUCUGAUGACACAGAUGUGAGGGAGGUCAGUUCUCGUCCCAGUACACCAGGCCUCAGCGUCGUGUCAGGUAUUAGUGCAACCUCUGAGGAUAUUCCUAAUAAGAUCGAGGACCUUAGGUCUGAGUGUAGCUCUGACUUUGGAGGGAAAGAUUCUGUGACAAGUCCUGAUAUGGAUGAAACAGCUCAUGGAGCCAGUCAGUUGACUUCUCCCCCUUCUCAGUCGGACUCUUUGCUUGCAUUGUUUGACCCUUUGUCAUCACAUGAAGGUGUAUCGGCAGUGGUUAGGCCUAAAGUGCACUAUGCAAGACCCGCUCAUCCGCCGCCAGAUCCGCCAAUCUUGGAAGGAGCUAUGGGAGGUAAUGAGGCCAGAUUCCCAAAUUUUGGUUCCCACAUCUUAAUCCCAACUGAUUUGGAGGCGUUCAAACAAAGGCAUUCCUACCCAGAAAGGCUGGUCCGCAGCAGGAGCUCUGACAUAGUGUCAUCAGUUCGGAGACCGAUGAGUGACCCUGGCUGGAACAGGCGGCCUGGCAAUGAAGAAAGGGAGCUUCCCACACAAACAUCCAACAUUGGGGCAGCUGCUUCAGGGCCUGCGCCUCAGUCCUCUUCGUCAUCCCCCAGUAAAGAUUCCUCUAGAGGAGAGAAUGAGGAACGAAAAGAUAGUGACGAUGAAAAAUCUGACAGGAACAAACCCUGGUGGAGAAAGCGUUUCGUUUCUGCCAUGCCCAAAGCUCCUAUACCAUUUAGAAAAAAAGAAAAACAAGAAAAAGACAAAGAUGACUUUGUGUCUGAGAGAUUCUCAACACUUCAAGAUGAUCCCAAUCCCAGACUAAGUGCACAGGCACAGGCUGCAGAGGAUAUCCUGGACAAAUAUAGGAAUGCUAUUAAGCGAACCAGCCCAAGUGAAGGAGCUAUAGUAAAUUUUGAAAGUGCAGAGGUAAUUGGAGAUGGUGAAAGUAUACACGACUCUCCACGCGAUGAAGCCCUGCAGAAUAUGUCAGCUGAUGACCUCCCAGAUUCUGCAAGUCAAGUAGCACAGCCGCAAGACUCUGCUUUCUCUUACAGGGAUGCAAAGAAGAAACUGAGACUGGCUCUUUGUUCAGCAGAUUCCAUUGCCUUCCCAAUGUUGACCCAUUCAACAAGAAAUGGCCUACCAGAUCACACCGACCCUGAUGACAAUGAAAUUGUGUGCUUCCUGAAAGUUCAGUUAGCUGAAGCUAUUAAUCUACAAGAUAAGAAUUUGAUGGCCCAACUGCAGGAGACAAUGCGCUGUGUAAGCCGCUUUGAUAACCGAACAUGUCGAAAGCUACUGGCUUCCAUUGCAGAGGAUUAUAGGAAAAGGGCUCCAUAUAUUGCUUAUUUAACUCGAUGUCGCCAAGGUCUGCAGACCACACAAGCCCAUCUGGAAAGGCUCCUGCAAAGGGUAUUACGUGAUAAGGAAGUCGCCAACAGAUAUUUCACCACAGUUUGUGUGAGGUUACUUCUGGAAAGCAAAGAAAAAAAGAUAAGGGAAUUCAUUCAAGAUUUCCAGAAACUCACUGCAGCAGACGAUAAAACAGCCCAAGUAGAAGACUUUCUUCAGUUUUUAUAUGGGGCCAUGGCCCAGGAUGUCAUCUGGCAAAAUGCCAGUGAAGAGCAGCUCCAGGAUGCACAGCUAGCCAUAGAACGCAGUGUGAUGAAUCGCAUUUUCAAACUCUCAUUCUACCCUAAUCAGGAUGGAGACAUUUUGCGUGACCAGGUCCUUCAUGAGCAUAUCCAAAGGUUGUCUAAGGUAGUGACUGCAAACCACCGCGCACUUCAGAUACCAGAGGUGUAUCUCCGGGAGGCACCAUGGCCAUCUGCGCAAUCUGAAAUCCGCACAAUCAGCGCUUACAAAACCCCACGGGACAAAGUGCAGUGUAUUCUGCGAAUGUGUUCAACCAUCAUGAACCUGCUGAGUUUGGCCAAUGAAGAUUCAGUCCCUGGGGCAGAUGACUUUGUUCCUGUUUUGGUGUUUGUUCUGAUAAAGGCAAACCCACCCUGCUUGUUGUCCACUGUUCAGUACAUCAGUAGCUUCUAUGCUAACUGUUUAACUGGAGAAGAAUCUUACUGGUGGAUGCAGUUCACAGCAGCAGUUGAAUUUAUUAAAACCAUUGAUGAUCGCAAGUGACCCAAAGGAGCACCUGUGUAGACAGACUGUUAGCUGCAAAGAGCCUGUAAGAAUGUAGAUCAGCUGUUUCAAAGGCUGAAGAAAUACUUUCCUUGUAUAAUAUUGUACAGAGUGGAAGCAUUUAAAUUUUUUUUACUAAUCAGAUUAAUUAAUUAAACAGGUUUUCUUUCCUCUCUGUUUUGGUUGCAUCUUUUCCCCCUUUAGGGAUUAGCACAGGGAAAAGGGACCACAUUUUUCAGGUAUUGUGAAUUCUAAAAAUCGCUUAGGAAAUUCUGCUGUCACUGCCCCUUUCACGCAGACACUAUUUUCCCCCUAGACUUCUCUUUAUGUAAAUUCAUUCAUUUUCUUUGUUUCCAGCCAAAAAGAUCAUGGCAAGCACUUUUAAGAGCCUUUCUAGCUCAAUACACCUUUUAUAAGAGAACACCAGCUGCACUGAAAGUUUGUAGCAGUUGACACAAUUAUAAAUUGUACUUCACCUAUGGUAAAAUUAAAGCCUGAGGACAAUGUAAAUAUCUGAUAUAAUAUUUAAUAAACUGCAGUCAUCUUUGGACUCAUUAUCCUUUCAACCAGCAAACAAGCAGUUUCUCUCUCCUACAGCAGGUUGUGACAUACUGUAUUGGGUAAUGAGAUGACUUCCUCAAUAGGAUGUUUAAAAAGGGAAAACCUAAAUAUUUAUUUAAAUUUAAUAAAGUUUACAGAACUUUCUGAAACUGGAAUUUACAAUUCACAGGGCUCUCACUUGAAAGUUUAAAAUUUUGGCUCGGGAAUUAGAGCAUUUUAAAUAAAUAGUUUAAAUUUAUAGAGGAGAGGGCUGUAAGUUUCAAUAGAUAAGUUCUAAUAUAAAAAGGAAUAGUAUAUACCUUAUUGUAAUAUUUUUCAUCUGAAAUACUGUGUAUACUGUACAAACCCCAAACAGAAUUCCUUACAGAACCUGAAACUGUAAUAUAUAUUUUGAUUAUUCACAUUAAAUAUACAUGCCAGGGGUUUCGGUGAAUGUUUUUUUACUAUGUGUUCUUUGUAUCGUCUUUUCUCUAGCAGUGCAGCUUUUACUAUUCAUAUAAAAUAUUUUAAAGUACCACAUUGUCCUUUAUAAAACACAUCAUGAAAUCAGUUCAGGGAAUCUUUGCAGAUGUGUCUCACCCCUCUCACGUUUGAAACUGACAGUUAUGAGAAGAGCAGGUGCACUUCCUCGAUGAGCAAAAAUAAUAGUGUUUCCAUAGCUGGCCCAAGCCAUUUCUUAUACUCCUGUGAGUGGUCAUUGGCCUUUGUUCUUGUAGAUCUAGCUAAAAAAGGGUUGCGAUCAAUUUCUUUUGUAAAAGGCACACUGCUUAACACCUCCAAUGCUGGCAUUACUCCUCGUUCUCUCCCCUUCCUCCCAGUGUACAUCACUUCGCUGGCAGUGAGGUGAGCUGGAUUUGCUGGCUUUGAGCGGUAAAAGAAAUUACAUAAUCUGCAUCCCUUCUUUAAAUAGAUGAAGAGUUUAUAUUUUUAAACACUAGUUAAAAAUGGAUUGAAGAUUUUUUGUGUACUUGAAAGGGCCAACAUACCACAUGUUAGAAGCCACGUGAGCCGUUUAAAAAGGGAAUCCAUAAAAAUCUAAGUAACUAUUACUUCUGAGAGUCAUUAACUGAAAUUAUAACAAUCUAUGUACAGUAUUAAGUGAUUGAGAUGUGAUUGUGUUACCCAUCUAGGCAUAAUUCAGUGAAAAAAACCUUUGUUUUCAAUGAAUUAAUCAUUAAUGUUUAAUUCAGUAUAUCAUUUUUAUCAUGUUAAAUAAAUCAUGGGGAAUCAAGUGAGAUGGUAUUUUUUUUAAAGUUUGUUUAUACUCUUUCUCCUCUAUAAUAGACUUACAGGGUACAGCAAUACUUUCUAGUAGCAAUGUAGUUAGUGUAGUCUGCUUUACUGUGAUCUUGAGUCUGAAUGGCAUUGUAAUAGUCUAGUUGUUUAGCUCUCAUGGUUUUUUGGUGCUAAUAUAUUGCAUUCACAGCCCAGACAAUAACAUUCAGCAGCGAAGCACAAUACUGCCCUUUAAGAGAGAGCCAGAAUUACAUCUAAAAGCAAUGUACAUCUGUUAUGCCACAAUUUAGAAGUGUUCUGUUAUGUUAAAUUAUCAUUGAGAAUUUACUGUGUUGAUAUAAAACUGUCGUACCCUUAAUUCUGCAAUUUUUGGUUUUAGUGACGGAGAAUAUUUGGUCCCUAAAACCUGUCUUCUUCUAAACUGUUUUCUUAUACACCUCUACCCAGAUAUAACACUGUCCUUGGGAACCAAAAAAUCUUACUGUGUUAUAGGUGAAACCCUUAUAUUGAAGUUUCUUUGAUCUGCCGGAGCGCGCAGCCCAGCCCCCGCAUAGCACUGCUUUACUGCGUUAUAUCUGAAUUCGUGUUAUAUCGGUUUGUGUUAUAUCGGGGUAGAGGCGUAUUUAACAUUUGGCACAAAACUCUCUGUGGGGGAGCAAAUGAUAGUCAGUGUUUAUCAUACAUUUUACCUUUUUAUUAUGAGCAGUCUGGACACAAAGGAGUUGAUCUAUGAUUCUGUGAUCAGCGUGAUCAGAUCUUCAGGAUUUAUUCUCUUUAUUGGAAAGUUUUUUGUUUUGUUUUCUCCUGACAAAAACCAUUUUCUUCACAUUUGUAUCACUUCGCUGCUUUUCUGUAUGGAAAAGUUACUGAAGAACUUGAACAAUUUUUAAAAUAAAAAUAUUUUUAAAAUGGUAAAUAUUUGUAUAAGCCCCAAUAUAGGUGAGAAUCUUCACAGCAGGGUGGUCCUUUGCUUCUUUUUUAACCGACUAUAAAAGCCUUUUAUACGCUGUUAUAAAUGUAGUCAAAGAAUUAGGCUUUCCAAAGAAUUAGGAAUCUUAUUGUUGUGUGUGUGUGUGUGUGUGUGUGUGUGUGUGUGUUUUUUCCUGGUGUCCUGCUUUUGUUUUAACAUGUUUAAAUUAUAUGUACAGGAAGAAGACUUUCCGUUUUCUGUUGUGCAAUAGUAAGAAAAUUAAAGAUGGAAAGCACAUUAAGGACCAAACAGUAAAAGAACUGUUUUGCCAAAAGGCUCCAGCCAGCCAUACACACACAUUGCAUUGAAUCAGUACUCAGAACUUCAGUGCCUGCUGUUAGAAUUACUUCAGCUACUUAACGGUGAACUGACAAAUGUUUUGGGAGGUGGGGAGUGGAGGUUAUUAACAGCAGAUUAUAUAUGCAGACUCAAGGCCCAAUUAUUGAAGUUCAGGGUGCUGCCUGAAGGAGUAAGGGGUACUCGCCUGUCUGUGAUUUCAUAUGAUUGGGCCCAUACAUGUUACAAAGGCAUUAUUUUCCUCUCUUGGGAUGGGGAGCAGGAGGGAAGAGACUUGACUCUUUCAUCUGCAGGGGAAUCCCCUUUUACUUCUAACCCCUGAUGAUUUUUCUUUUUAAAGCUUGUUCUUCAAGAAGAAUUGCAAUGGAUGGCCUUUUUUUUGGUACUAACAAAUACUGAAUGUAACUGCCAUAAAUUUUAGGAAGAAGCCACAAACAGAAUCCUCUUUACUGUAGGUAGUUUGUGGUGAGCACCGAGUAUUGCAUCAGAUUGUUAGUUUGAAAAGGUUGAUGUUCUAUUAAGCCAAAUUCUAUCAGAAAUUUGCGAUUUCGUUGACAUGUUUAAUGCUGAAUAGUUUGUAGAGGGAAAUUAGUAGGCUAAGAAAGGGGAAGCAGUCAAGAGCAGUCCUGCUUCUCAAAGCUGCAUGAAAGUGAAGCAUAUUUGUCUAAAGUCUAGUAAUUUGUGGCAUAUAUAUAUGUAAAGCAGUCUUAGGCUAGCUGUGUGGCAGGAGAACCUGGAGCAGCAGAAAAAACAGUGGACUGUAGGAAGGGGAAAGUACUCCUUUUAUUUGGGUAACAGCUGAUAACUUGGUUGAGCCUGUACUACUUGAGAAUUAAUUGCUGAGUUACUAUUGUGUGUUCUGUACCUUUAAUUGUGCUUCACCUCUAUUUAAAAGCUUUGUACUGCCUCUCUUGAAACUGGUAAAGCCUUUAAAAUUUUAAAUUAAUGAGCUUGCACAAUCUUGUAUACAGAAAACCCAUCUUGUCUCUACUGUGAUUAUUAAUGUAUUAUAUCAUUCUGUAAAAACUGAUUAAAAAGGAGAGCAGUUUAACCGUGA